AUGUGGAUGUGGAUACAAAUUGCUUGUGGCUCCGAUGACGAAGGAAUCCAGUGCUUUAUGCCGGAUGACAUCGUUGCGGAGGCCGAGCGCUGUCGCUCUUUGAUCUGUUAUUAUUGCCACGAACCGGGAGCGAAUAUUGGAUGCUGCCAUCCGGCAUGCCGACGCACCUUUCACACCAAGUGCGGGUACGACAACAUGACCCAGAGCGAGUUUCGCGGAACCUUCAAAUCAUACUGGACGCGGCGUCGUUCGACGCGUCGGCAUGCCGGAUGGCAGCAUCCGGCUGGGAGCGAGGAACGGUUUAAUUUGAGCACCAUGCUCCACCCACCCUGCUGUCGCAAUGGAUGGUACCACCGACACUGCCUUCAGUCGUACGCAAACUCAGCCGGAUACUUUUUCAAAUGCCCGUUGUGCAACAAUAACACUGUAUUUAAUGACGUAGCUCUGCGCGGGAUCUCAGUGCCAAAUAGUGACGCUUCCUGGGAAUCUGAUCCGAAUGCUUAUGUGGAGCAGACUCAAAGGGAUCAGAUGUGCACCGCCGAUCGCUGCAUAUGUGGAACUCGAUACGUAUUUGCUGAAAGUUUGAUGUACUGCAUCCUAUGCGGGGCGAAUCCUGCGCACCCCUUUUGCAGCAGCCAGGACGAGAACACCUAUACAUGCAAGGUUUGUAGCCCAGUCUCCGAAGGUAUCCAGGUUGCAGACGACCCGGAGGAUCAGGUUGAGGAUCAGGAGAGCCAGGACGAACAGGACGGCCAUGACAAUGCUAGAGACGAGGACUAUGUCCCGGAGGCGGAAGAUGCGGAAGAUACAGAAGAAGAUGAAAAGAAACAGCCAAAUAAGCCAGAGGCCAUGGAAGAAUCUGACUCUGAUGAUGACAGGAUCAUGUUAUUGGCGUAUUCGAUUUCUGUGGGCCGCCGCCAUGUUCGCCGCUCCAAUUCUCCGAGUACUUCCCAGACGCCCAGCUAUAAUUUGCGCUCCCUGAGCAACCAGGAGAACGCCCCUCCAACGGCGGCUCUCCGCCGCUCGCAGAGAAGGUCGCUCACAGUCUUUCUUCCGGGGGCAACUGAGUUAGCCCCUUCUGAUGAGGAGAAUAAGGAGGAUAAGCCGUCUGGACCGCCAGCCCCAGAGGACCCCUUGGCUACACCACGUCGAUUUUUGCGUUCCCUCUCGCCAGUGGCGGGUGCCACUCGCUCCUCGGCCCGUAUUCAGAAUCGCCGUCAGCCGCUGCUCACACAAGCAGACUCGACCGACGCCGCGUCCAGUAUGAUUUGA
This is a messenger RNA of Drosophila bipectinata, 1272 nucleotides long. The record is from RefSeq and is a predicted model, not a curated record. NCBI's taxonomy places the organism in Eukaryota, Metazoa, Arthropoda, Insecta, Diptera, Drosophilidae.